This is a messenger RNA of Papilio machaon (common yellow swallowtail), 1035 nucleotides long. RefSeq lists its product as uncharacterized. The transcript has a single exon. Bases 1 to 1035 code for a protein of 344 amino acids. NCBI's taxonomy places the organism in Eukaryota, Metazoa, Arthropoda, Insecta, Lepidoptera, Papilionidae. The record is from RefSeq and is a predicted model, not a curated record.
AUGUCGUCAAAGUUUCAACGUGUGUGCGUCGGAUGUAAGAAUGUGAAAGUUAAAUGCGAUUGCCCCAGCACUAACAUAACGAAGUCGGGUAAUAGUAAUAUUCUCUUGCGUCCUUCUGCCCUGAGUCCACCUGAUAACGUCAUCCUAUCGCCAGGGGGAUCCAAUGAUAAUGUAACCUUACGCAAAAAUACGACAGCGUGUGCACAAGACCGUGAGCAGGUGGAGUAUGUCACGGAACGUUCCCUGAGGGAUAUUAUGAGAAAUGAAAUGGCAGACAUGCUUAAAGUUUUCAUCCAGCAAUAUGUGACGGAACAAUUCGUAACUGCUACAAAUGACUUGUGUAAAAAAAUGGAAAAGUUAACUUCAACUUUAGAGAAUUUUAACUCACGAAUGAGUAAUGUCGAGGAGCGUGUGGCGAUUGUUGAGAAACGACUGGAUGCUUCUGUUAAUCGAGAAGACUCAAGUACUAUUGCGAAUUUUCAAUCAAAAAUAAACCAAUAUGAACAGGAGUGCAUUCGUAAUGAUUUGGAAAUCACUGGUUUACCGGAAGAGAAAAAUGAAAGCCCACUUCACCUGACUUCUCUUUUAGCCAAAAAACUCGGUGUCACCCUGGAUGAACGUGAUAUCGUCAGUGCUGAGCGAGUGGGUCGGAAAAUGUUCGCAGCUGAGUAUGACCUAAGUAAGGAAGAAGGCGCAACACUAGUGCGCCCGCGCGCUCUCGUCGUCCGGCUGGUGCGGCGCAGCACCCGCGACGAGUUCCUACGCGCUGCGCGGGUGCGGCGCGGAUUCGACUCCGCUGGCGUCGUGGCGGCCGCCCCCACGCGUCGCGUAUACGUCAACGAGCGGCUGACGCGCUUCAAUAGACAGUUAUUUUACAAGGCACGCGAGGAGUGUCGUCGCCUAAAAUGGAAAUUUGCCUGGACCAAGAAUGGCAACAUUUUUGUUAGGCGUGAUCACACCCAGACGGCAAUAAGGAUUCACGACCAUGCAGACAUCGAAAGGGUUUUUGGCAAUAUCUCAGUUAGCUCUAAUUAG